GCUUUCCUGAGUUUUAAAGCUUCUCUCAUCUGCCCGGUGGGAUAGAGAUCGUAGAGACCGCGUGCGGUUGUGAUUUCAAGGAGGGCGAGGAUGAACGGAGGGGAUCUGCAGUUGCCCCACGGGUUCCGUUUCCACCCCACCGACGAGGAGCUCGUCAAGCACUACCUCUGCCGGAAGUGCGACGGCCUCCCCAUCGCCGUCCCCAUCGUCACCGAGCUCGACCUUUACAAAUUUAACCCAUGGCAGCUCCCUGAGAUGGCGUUAUACGGGGAAAAGGAGUGGUAUUUUUUCUCGCCGAGGGACCGGAAAUACCCGAACGGCUCGAGGCCGAACCGGGCGGCUGGGUCGGGUUACUGGAAGGCGACCGGGGCGGAUAAGCCGGUGGGAUCGCCGAAGCCGGUGGCCAUCAAGAAGGCGCUGGUGUUCUACUCCGGCAAGGCGCCCAAGGGCGAGAAGACCAACUGGAUCAUGCACGAGUACCGGCUCGCCGACGUCGACCGGACCGCCCGCAAGAAGAACUCACUCAGGGUAUAUUUUGGACGAUUGGGUGUUGUGCCGAAUCUACAACAAGAAAGGCGGCAGCGCCGCGUCGGACCAGAGGGGGUCGAAGAUGGCCGGUUCGAGGACGAUCCGGCCCGGCCCAUCGUCCAGUCCGGAGGACCAGAAGCCCAUCCUAAUGGCUCCUCCGGCGCACGUGCCGGCGGAGCUGGUGUACAGCUUCGCGCCGUCGGCCGACUCGAUGCCGAGGCUCCACGCGGACUCGAGUUGCUCGGAGCACGUGCUGUCGCCGGAGCAGCUGGCGUGCGAGCGGGAGGUGCAGAGCCAGCCGCGGUGGCGGCCCAGCGAAUGGGACCGGGCGUUUGGCCUCUCGACCGCCUCCAAUUCGGUCUUCAACCAGGUCGAACCGGGUCUAUUUCCCCAGACCGGGUCUAGUGACCCCUUUCAGGAUAUCCUCGUCUAUCUAGGAAAACCCUUUUGAAGAUGCGACCGCUUGCCAACUUACUAUAAACGGAGUCGACUCGUCUAACUGCGUGCAUCGUAAGCCGUUGGAUUCAAUACAGAGACGGGAUCGGGCGGCUGCUGAAGAUGCCGCCGCCGCCGCCGUCGUCGAGAUGAGGCAUGAGUGAACCGACUCGGGUCGCGUGGAACCCAAAGGAAAUGUGAAUAUUUAUAUAAACUACUAAAUGAUUGGCAUUGCUAUGUAAUUUAUCAUAUAUUUUUUAAAAAAUUACAAGAGAUUAUUAAGUGUCCAA
Messenger RNA from Zingiber officinale, 1253 nucleotides. RefSeq names its product NAC domain-containing protein 48-like. Gene Ontology annotation, molecular function: DNA binding. The transcript is spliced from 3 exons. The record is from RefSeq and is a predicted model, not a curated record. The coding region runs from base 91 to 933 and encodes 280 amino acids. Gene Ontology annotation, biological process: regulation of DNA-templated transcription. Lineage: Eukaryota; Viridiplantae; Streptophyta; Magnoliopsida; Zingiberales; Zingiberaceae.